UCCAAGUUCACCCACAUUCCGACAUCCUUCCAUCUUUCUCUCUUCAUUCUCAACCUUUUUCUCUCAAUCUUCACGCUUCACUUACGGAUUCACGCAUCCUGUAAAUUAUUCUCACCAUUCAGACCCCUCGGUUGUCGUCUUCAAGUGGAAAAAAAGGAGUGUUGCUUUUGGUGCUACGUGUUGGCAUUUGAGUUGCUGCAAGCUAGAGAUUAAUCAAUGGUGAGGCUUACAAUAGUUGGAAGAGUGAGUGAUGGAAUGCCCUUAGCACGCGGGGCGAGGUACGUGAAUGAAGGGAGCGAUGAUGUUCUCAGUUACAAUGAAAAAGGAGAGUUCUUACUCCGGGAGAUUUCGCGAGGAGCCUUGCCGUCUUCCAGAAUGACUAUCUUCCUCGAUCAAUAUUAUUUCAAUUACUUGGUUGAUAAUGGAAUUUGCUUCAUGGGUCUCUGUGAUGCAUUGUAUCCAAGACGGCUUGCUUUCCAUUAUUUGCAAGAUUUGCAGAGGGAGUUCAGCAAGUUUGAUGUGAAGCUGACUGAGAGAAUUAUCAAGCCUUAUAGUUUUGUUAAAUUUGAUGGUGUAAUUGGGAAUAUUCGAAGGAAGUAUAUCGAUACAAGGACGCAAGCCAAUAUAGCAAAGAUAAAUUCUGAUAGUUUUAUAGAGGACAAUGUAGCAUCUGAAAGUUUUUCACAAGUUGUGAAACAGAGGGAACAAUUUGGUAUGGAUUUCAUUGAUCUUUGUAAGUUAAGUUUGGUGAUGUCAAAUUUGUUUGAUGAAAAGUUUUUUCUUUUACUUCUUUUAUGGACAGAAAUGUUUGAGAGAAUGAGUAAGGCUCAUUUACAUCCUUCCCCUAUUUGGUGUUCGAAAACGCUGGAAGUUUUCGCCGUGAAGUGGAUGCCUUUAGGACUAAUGGUGGCUGUUAUAUUUGUGCUCGUCACAUGCACUAGCCUGCCCAGAUUUUUUACUGGUUUUCACAAUGUUUAGUGAUGGGAUUGGGUAUUUAUUUAUUUUUUGUUUGGAGUCACGACUCAUUAUAGGGA
This is a messenger RNA of Andrographis paniculata, 1034 nucleotides long. RefSeq names its product 25.3 kDa vesicle transport protein. Gene Ontology annotation, molecular function: SNAP receptor activity. Gene Ontology annotation, biological process: vesicle fusion with Golgi apparatus; retrograde vesicle-mediated transport, Golgi to endoplasmic reticulum; endoplasmic reticulum to Golgi vesicle-mediated transport. The transcript has 4 exons. The coding region runs from base 217 to 978 and encodes 253 amino acids. Lineage: Eukaryota; Viridiplantae; Streptophyta; Magnoliopsida; Lamiales; Acanthaceae. The record is from RefSeq and is a predicted model, not a curated record. Gene Ontology annotation, cellular component: SNARE complex; ER to Golgi transport vesicle membrane; endoplasmic reticulum-Golgi intermediate compartment.